CUUAAUUUCAAAACUUUAAAGAAACUACAAAUUAUGAUAAAUGAAUGACAGGGAUUGAUUCAAAAUUUCACCACCACGAAGGAAGCAAAUGAGAGCAGCAAUGGCGGCAGUGCUCCUCCGAGCGCGAGCACGAUCUCGCGCUCUCUCAUCGUCAUCGAUGGCUCCUCCUCUCAAACCCUCGGAAGCCCUAACCAAGGAAGAGAUCUCCCAGAUCCACGCCCUCGUCCCCCGUCUCAUCGACUCCGGCCACCUCGACGACGCCGUCCGCCUCAUCGACGCCGCUCUCCUCGCUGACCCCUCAUCUCAAUCGUCUCUCCCUCUCCCCCUCAUCGCAGACCGCCUCUCCGAUCACUCCGACCUCACCCCCACAAUGUCCCUCCUCACCGCGCUCCGCCAUAACCUAAGCCACCCUUCUCCACUCACCCUCAUCUCGCUUCUCAUCUCCUCCUUCCUCCGCCGCCGACGCCUCAAGGAAGCAGUCAAGGUCUUCUUCUGGCUCUGCCGGCCCGAUUCCCCAUGCCGCCCAGAUCGAGACGUCUACGCGAUCGCAAUCGGAGGGUUUUGUCGGCACGGGAAGACGCUAGAGGGGCUGAGGGCGAUGAGGGAGAUGGUGAGAGAUGGGGUGGUGCCCGGGAGAGAGAUGAAGGAGGCUGUGUGGAGAGGGUUGUUACAGGAGGCAAGGGUCGACGAGGCGCAGGAACUGAAUGCGGUGUUGGCCAAUGUCAGAGAGGAAGGAGACGUGCUUGAUGCCGUUGCACUAGUUCUUGAUCGCAUAAUUAAGGACUGGCAAGAGUGAUGGCCGUGAUAAUUUUAUUAAUAUAAUUAUUAUUUACCGUUAUCUUUGAAUAUCUCUGGGCUCUUGCUGGAAUUGUUCUCAAUUUUUAAGGCCUGAUAUUUGAUUUUUGAAUUAAUACAAGAUGCGGGCGGUAAAAAUCAGGAUUUAAACU
This is a messenger RNA of Dioscorea cayenensis subsp. rotundata (Guinea yam), 947 nucleotides long. RefSeq names its product putative pentatricopeptide repeat-containing protein At1g31840. Gene Ontology annotation, molecular function: protein binding. Bases 89 to 796 code for a protein of 235 amino acids. The transcript has a single exon. NCBI's taxonomy places the organism in Eukaryota, Viridiplantae, Streptophyta, Magnoliopsida, Dioscoreales, Dioscoreaceae. The record is from RefSeq and is a predicted model, not a curated record.